AUGCCUAAGAACAGACGCGUUUCUUCAAACCAUCGCCAAUCACCCUUUCCGAUAGCACAAGCACGACAGUCAGGGUCAAUAGAGAUCCAGCCAGGCCACAGAAACACAGCCAAUUGGAGUUCUGCCGAGGAUGAGGUCUUGGUCGCUGCUAGAGCAGCCGGUCUCAACUGGCAAUCUACCGCUGCAAAGCACUUCCCUAACAAGACGGCCAACGCUUGUCGUAAACGUCACGAACGAUUGGUAGAACGCCGAACUCAUGAGGACUGGACCACGAAAAGAUUGGACACUCUCGCAUCAGAAUACAUGGAACUUAGAAGGGAGAUAUGGGCUCCAUUGGCAGCCAAGAUUGGUGAGCGCUGGAGUGUAGUCGAAGCAAAGGCAAGUCAAAAGCGGCAAGCUAUAUACAAUUAA
Messenger RNA from Aureobasidium uvarum, 411 nucleotides. NCBI's taxonomy places the organism in Eukaryota, Fungi, Ascomycota, Dothideomycetes, Dothideales, Saccotheciaceae. The record is from the annotation of a GenBank genome assembly.